AUGGCUGGUGAAAACUUCACUAUGGUGUCUGGGUUCAUCCUCCAGGGAUUUUCGGCUCAUCCAGAGAUGCAAGAUGCUAUCUUUGGGGUAUUACUGGUAAUCUAUGUCAUCACACUGGUGGGGAAUCUUGGGAUGAUCGUUUUAAUCAGUAUUGACCCCCGACUUCACACCCCCAUGUACUUCUUCCUCUGUCAGCUAUCUUGUGUAGAAAUCUGUCAUUCUUCCAAUAUCAUCCCCAAAGCAUUGGAGAAUUUACUGUGGGGAAGUAAGUACAUUUCUGUUGCUGAAUGCUUUAUACAGAUGUAUAUCUUUACUGUUUGCUCUUCCUCUGAAUGCUUCUUCUUGUCACUGAUGGCUUAUGACCGCUACAUAGCUAUCUGUAACCCCUUGCUCUACACGGUUGUGAUGUCUUCCAAACAAUGUCUCAAGCUGGCCACCGCAUUGCAUGUCACAGCCUUUAUCUAUUCAAUACUGCAUGGUGCCUGGAUAAGAAGUUUAUCUUUUUGCCACACCAAUGUUAUUGAUCACUUUUUCUGUGAAAUACCCUCUCUUCUUAAGCUCUCCUGCUCUAACACCCACAGGUAUGAAGUUGUGUUGCUUUUUACUGCUAUAUUACAUAUAGUAGGCUCCAAUCUGAUAAUCAUGGGCUCCUAUGCUUACAUCCUGUCCACCAUCCUGCGGAUGCGAUCUGCUGAAGGCAGGAAAAAAACAUUUUCUACCUGUGCCUCUCACCUGACAGAUGUCAUUGCAUUCUACGGAACUGGGGCCUGCGCAUACUUACAGUCCCGUACAGAGAAUUCACAAGAACAGGACAAAAUGGCCUCUAUGUUCUACACAGUAGUGACCCCAAUGUUGAACCCUUUGAUCUACAGCCUAAGGAACAAAGAGGUGAAGGAUGCUCUGAGGAGAGUGAUGUGUAGAAAAAUGUUUGAAAAAUGA
Alligator sinensis (Chinese alligator) is the source of this 939-nucleotide messenger RNA. Its product is annotated as olfactory receptor 1052-like. Gene Ontology annotation, molecular function: G protein-coupled receptor activity; odorant binding; olfactory receptor activity. NCBI's taxonomy places the organism in Eukaryota, Metazoa, Chordata, Crocodylia, Alligatoridae. Gene Ontology annotation, cellular component: membrane. The record is from RefSeq and is a predicted model, not a curated record. The coding region runs from base 1 to 939 and encodes 312 amino acids. The transcript has a single exon. Gene Ontology annotation, biological process: G protein-coupled receptor signaling pathway; sensory perception of smell.